GUGAUUAACAUCAUCCGAUUUGAAGACGUCUAAGAAAAAGGGCCUUGAGCGUCCAGUACCAGGAGGGAGAGGGAGGCUAUGGCAUCGAAAAAGGGCGCCAAGCCAAAGAAGAUAGCAGUCACCCCUCCAGUGGGGGACCCCGCUGCAGAAGUUGUUCAACCAACGAUACAGACAGGAAAGUUCUACUUUCCAAAUGGAGCCAUCUAUGAAGGGGAAUGCAUAGUGGAGCUUCCACCGCCACCCCCUGAGCCAGUAACCACCAAAGGGACACCGAAAGGAUCGCCGCGGAAGGCUCCGGGAUCACCGCGGAAGGCUCCGGGAUCGCCGCGGAAGGCUCCAGCUAAGGAAACACAAAAGGAACUCAUCAGAGAGGUGUUCAAAGAGGCAUACAAAGAGGGAUACAAGGAGGAUGUAAUGCCGCAGAAGGAUGGGGCUGGUCAGACUGAUCAAGAUAAGGAGAAGCUGCAAAAGCCAAAGCGUUUGCGACAUGGGAAAGGAAUCUACACAGAUGGGAAUUACUCAUAUGAAGGAGAGUGGAAGAAUGAUAUGAUGCAUGGACAAGGGGUUUUCAAAUUUGCAAGUGGUGCUGUCUAUGCCGGACAGUGGAACGACAAUCAGUAUCAUGGAAAGGGGAAGUUUACAGUAAGUACUGAGUUUGAAAUUCCACAAGAUGGGAUUGAAAAUUACAAGCAAUGAUCAAAUGUUCCAAAUCAGUUUAAACUUUAAAGUUUAAACUUUAAAGUUUAAAUCCU
Chara braunii is the source of this 752-nucleotide messenger RNA. Lineage: Eukaryota; Viridiplantae; Streptophyta; Charophyceae; Charales; Characeae. The record is from the annotation of a GenBank genome assembly.